Knipowitschia caucasica is the source of this 1071-nucleotide messenger RNA. NCBI's taxonomy places the organism in Eukaryota, Metazoa, Chordata, Actinopteri, Gobiiformes, Gobiidae. The record is from the annotation of a GenBank genome assembly.
AUGGGGGAGCUCAUCCCCUUGGUAUGGAGGAGCUCAUCCCUGGGCUGCGGAGGAGCUCAUCCCCGGGGUGUGGAGGAGCUCAUCCCCGGGGUGUGGAGGAGCUCAUCCCCGGGGUGUGGAGGAGCUCAUCCCCGGGGUGUGGAGGAGCUGAUUCUCGGGGAGCUCAUCCCCGGGCUGCGUAGGAGCUCAUCCCCGGGCUGCGGAGGAGCUCAUCCCCGGGGUGUGGAGGAGCUCAUCCCCGGGGUGCGGAGGAGCUCAUCCCCGGGGUGUGGAGGAGCUCAUCCCCGGGGUGUGGAGGAGCUGAUUCUCGAGGUCUGGAGCUGGUUCCUGGAUCACCACAGUUCACAAAGACUACAACGAAAGAAAAGCACCGUCAUCAUGAUAGCAGAGACGGAGGUGUUCGAGAUCACAGACUUCACCACAGCCUCCGAAUGGGAACGGUUUGUGUCCAAACUGGAGGAGGUUCUGAAUGACUGGAAACUCAUCGGGAAUUCGUCUCGAAAACCUGCUCCCACCAAGAGGCCUCUGUUCCACAGAUCUGCUCUGGAGCAGAAGGAGGAGCAGUUCAGGUCCUUCAAAGACCGAGUGGCAGAGAAUGUUCUUCUCUCGUCAACAACAGAAAACACUGAGAACAUGAACAGUCCAGUGAACCGGAGCCGCCUCACAGAGAUGUACCAGCAGCUGAGAGUGUGUGUGUGGCCUCACAUCAACUGGACACAGCCCGAGCACCGGGCCAGGUACCUGGUCCAGGAGGUGUUCUCUAGAGCCCAUGAGAACAUGACCAAAUCCUUGAGCACAGUGUGUGCAGGAAGCACCUCCUCACCACAGGUGGACACAUUCAGGCGCAGGGCUCUGGAGAACCUGCAGAUGGUGCUGCUGCACAGCAGUAAACAGCAGGUGUGUGUGAAGGCCUUCCCCUCUCUCUCUGGACCAGAACUGGACUUGGCCUCAGAGUGUUACUGGUUGGGUUGUCUGAUGGCUCUGCACUCUCCUCCUCUGCAUCCAGACUGGGACAGAGGGUCUGGACUGGUCUUCCCACGGGACAUCAGGGAAAUCAGGACUAAACGAUGA